AUGAGACUGAGGACGACUGUGAGUCUGCUGCUGAUGAUGAUCCUGGUCCUGCUGGACGGGGUUCGGACGCUGUCGGCUCCCGACACAGUCUCCAUGGAAUCCACAGACAUGAUACACAUCCUGAGGUGGCGCCCCCUGCAGGCUUCAUGCAACACUUCAAUUCUCUACUCUGUCCAGUUCCAGGGGGAGUUUGAGCUGACGGUGCUGGACGGCAGCUGGGUGGAUGCUCCUGAGUGCCGUCUGAUUCAGCACACACACUGCGACCUGACCCUUGACCUGGGCUCCGACUCCGACUACAACGUCCACGUCAGAGCCCAGUGCGGCUCGCAGCCCUCAGCCUGGGCGGAGCUCCGCCCACCCUUCAACCGCAGAGACACCGUCCUGACGGUCCCAGAGAUGAAGGUGUCGCCAGCGGUCCAGGGUCUUCACGUUGUUUUUGAGAAUCUUCCUCUCAAUGCCGUUGUCAUGGUGACGGUGUGGAAAACAGGCGAGGAGCUGCAGGCUCAAGUCUACUCCGUGUCAGCUGAGGAGGCCGAGCUGGAGGUCGACGCCCUGCAGGAGGGAGGGAGGUACUGCGUCCGAGCGCAGAGCUUCAUGGGAACACAGGUCCAGAGCAGCAGCACUGACACCCAGUGUGUGUCCAUCCCAGGUCCAGACGCCGCGUGGAGGAGUCCGACCACCGUGACCGUGAGCGUCAUCAUCAUGGCCGGCCUCCUGUUCGCUGUGUUCUGCUCCAUCGUUCACUGGCGUCCAGACGUCUGCCAGACGUAUUUCCAUAAAGAGCCGCUGCCCGACUCACUGCAAGAUGUUUGGGACGUUCGGCUCCGGAUGAGCCGCCAGCAGCUGGAGGUUUGGGAGCGGACCUGCGUGGUGCAGAGCAUCGACCCCGAGCACCAGGCCUCAAAGACUGCCACUGGGUUCCUGUCCCUUCUGGAGGAACACAGUGCUGACCUCCUGCUCUCUGUGGAUGUUGUGGAGUCUUUCCAACCUCAAAGACCUCAGGACUGGGUCGUCCUGGACCUGCAGGAGACCCCCCCUGUGGUCGGUCAGUGUCCUGUUACCAGGCAACACAUGCAGACUGUGGAUUAA
Molecule: messenger RNA, 1089 nt
Organism: Limanda limanda (common dab)
Lineage: Eukaryota; Metazoa; Chordata; Actinopteri; Pleuronectiformes; Pleuronectidae
Gene: il20rb
Product: cytokine receptor family member B16
Exons: 7
Coding region: 1-1089 (362 amino acids)
Molecular function (GO): interleukin-20 binding
Source: RefSeq, a predicted model, not a curated record